Molecule: messenger RNA, 347 nt
Organism: Lucilia cuprina (Australian sheep blowfly)
Lineage: Eukaryota; Metazoa; Arthropoda; Insecta; Diptera; Calliphoridae
Product: rRNA 2'-O-methyltransferase fibrillarin-like
Exons: 2
Coding region: 95-271 (58 amino acids)
Source: RefSeq, a predicted model, not a curated record
GUUUAUCAUGAAAAUUUAUAUAUUUUUAAAAUCUUAGUAUAAAUAUUAGUAAGAAAACUGUAAACUGCAUCAGUGUGAUCUAUACUUCUGCAAUAUGAAAUUCUACGCCUUAUUCGCUAUUAUAUUGGCCCUAAUUGCUGUUGCUUUGGGCAAUCCCAAUCCUAAUCCUCAACCAAAUCCUAAGCCUUUAGGUGGUGGCGGAGGAGGCGGCGGUGGUGGUGGUUUCUACGGAGGUGGCGGUGGCGGCGGAGGCGGUGGUGGUGGAAAGUAAACAGUUCCCCUCAUCUAACAUUUGUUUAAAGAUUUACUUAUUGUUUAACAAUAAAAUAUUAUUAUGCUAAAAAAAA